UAUUAAAAAAGAAAGAUGUGAUCUCUUAGUCUAGAAAAUGAUGAAAAGAAAGAUCCUAUGAUCUGGUCUAGAUAAGAGUGCUAGGGGCAAAAUGGGAAUAAAGCAGAAUAUAUAGAACACUCUUGAGCUUCUACUACUAAAGCAGUGUCGGCCAAAGAUCUUCGCACUCUGUUCUUGUCGUCUAUAGAGGAGACUUUGAAGAAAUGGCGAGAGGAGAGAAAAGUGAGAUGGUGAAGAUGUCAGUACUUAUGAUCCUGAUGAUGUCAUCAGUGUUGAUGACGACUUCUAGAUCAGUCCAAAGAGCCCGUGACGUUGACAGCGAAGAUUCUGAGAUAGUACGAAGACAUCUACUCGCUAAUGGCCUAGGCGUCACUCCUCCCAUGGGGUGGAAUAGCUGGAACCAUUUUAGCUGUAACAUAAAUGAGAAAGUCAUCAAAGAAACUGCUGAUGCUUUGGUUAGCACUGGCCUCUCUAAGCUCGGUUACAACUAUGUUAAUAUCGAUGAUUGUUGGGCUGAACUUGCUCGUGACCAAAAGGGAAACCUAGUGCCAAAGAAAUCAACUUUCCCUUCUGGCAUUAAAGCACUUGCCGAUUACGUUCACAGCAAGGGCCUUAAGCUUGGGAUUUACUCUGAUGCAGGGUACUUGACAUGCAGCAAAACAAUGCCGGGCUCUCUAGGCCAUGAGGAGCAAGAUGCCAAGACAUUUGCGGAAUGGGGAAUAGAUUACUUGAAGUAUGAUAACUGCAACACCGAUGGCUCAAGACCAACUGUUAGGUAUCCAGUUAUGACCAGAGCUCUGAUGAAAUCUGGCCGUCCCAUCUUUCACUCCUUGUGCGAAUGGGGGGACAUGCAUCCAGCUCUCUGGGGAUCUCCACUAGGCAACAGUUGGAGAACCACUAGUGACAUCAAUGAUAGUUGGCUUAGUAUGCUCGCCAAUGCAGACAUGAACGAAUUCUACGCUGAGCAUGCAAGGCCUGGUGGCUGGAACGAUCCUGAUAUGCUUGAAGUGGGAAAUGGAGGGAUGACUAAAGACGAGUACAUAGUCCAUUUCAGCAUAUGGGCAAUCUCCAAGGCUCCUCUUCUACUUGGUUGUGACAUAAGAAACAUGACUAAAGAAACUAUGGAGAUUGUGGCAAACAAGGAGGUUAUUGCUAUUAAUCAAGAUUCACAUGGUGUUCAGGCCAAGAAAGCUAGAAUGGAAGGUGAUAUCCAGAUUUGGGCAGGACCAUUGUCAGGUUACAGAGUAGCUUUGCUUCUGUUGAACCGUGGACCAACAAGAUUACCGAUUACUGCUUUUUGGGAUGAUAUUGAGAUCCCUCCAAAUAGCAUUGUUGAAGCUAGAGAUAUAUGGGAGCACAAGACAUUGAAGCAAAAGUUUGUAGGGAACUUGACGGCAACAGUUGAUUCACAUGCGUGUAAGUUGUAUGUUCUCAAACCUGUUGCCUGAGAUUAGAGGGUUUACCUUGUAAUAUCCAAUUGUUCUGUAGAAACAGUUAUCGGUUCCUUCAAUAAAAUUGUUCUACAUCUGA
This is a messenger RNA of Brassica napus (rape), 1530 nucleotides long. Its product is annotated as alpha-galactosidase 1-like. The coding region runs from base 204 to 1448 and encodes 414 amino acids. The transcript has 14 exons. The record is from RefSeq and is a predicted model, not a curated record. Lineage: Eukaryota; Viridiplantae; Streptophyta; Magnoliopsida; Brassicales; Brassicaceae. Gene Ontology annotation, molecular function: hydrolase activity, hydrolyzing O-glycosyl compounds; protein binding. Gene Ontology annotation, biological process: carbohydrate metabolic process.